GGGUGUUGAUUGACAGCUACAGCCAUUCGAGCAAAAGGGUCUGCAGGCUAGUCUCUGAGAAGUUGGAAUGGUGAGGGCAGAUUUGCCUCCAUUGUAUUAGAGCCAUUAUUUUUGUAUAUUAGAGACGUGUAAACCGGGGCUCCAUUGUGUUAUAAAAAAAAACAGAGGGAGGCAAAAGCAGCCCAGGGAGUGGACUUUGUGGCUUGACCCCGGAGAGAGCGGCGUUGGAUUGAAGACUCACCCAAGGGUUUGGGGGCUGCGAUUGGACUUGGUUUCUGUGCCGGGACCCGAGCUUUGGAAAAGGCAAGGGGAGAGACAGAGACAGAGACAGAGAGAGUGUGUCUGACCCUAACAGACCAGCAGCAGAAUGAGUUCCAAGCGGACGGUCCGCUCCUAUUCUGCCAAUGGCCGCUAUUCUUUGGACAUCAAGGAGGAAGAUGAGCCUCCAUCCAGGGGAGAGGCCAGUCGUAACUACAUCCUCAAUGUUCGCCCGGAGAGCAGACAAACGUUUUGUAACAUCAUUGCUCAGAUAACCGAAGAGACCCAGCCAGGAUUCGAAACCACGUUGAAGUCCCAUGCAGUGUCCGAGGACACUGAUGUCAAGUUUACCUGCAUAGUUACAGGUCACCCAGCACCAGAGAUCACUUGGUACAAAGACGACAAGGAGAUGGACCGAUACUGCGGCCUUCCCAAAUACCAAAUAUUCCGCUACGGGAAGAAGCACUCUCUUCACCUGUAUAAGUAAGUGGGGGAGCGGUGACAUCACUGCCCAGGGCCCAGACUGGAACUUCAGGGUGGUUUCAAAUCCAUCGCAACUGGUGGGAUUUAGAUUUAGCUAGUUAUACCGCAAACCUUAUAUUAACCAGCCCCUAUGGGACCAGGAGUGUCCCAGGUGAUCAAAUAUUCCAGAUAAUCGAGAGGUACGCAUCACCGCAGUAAAUCCUGACCAAGCAAAGUUAAAAAUCACACAGGUUAUAGUCCAACAGGUUUAUUU
This is a messenger RNA of Chiloscyllium plagiosum (whitespotted bambooshark), 994 nucleotides long. The record is from RefSeq and is a predicted model, not a curated record. Lineage: Eukaryota; Metazoa; Chordata; Chondrichthyes; Orectolobiformes; Hemiscylliidae.